Messenger RNA from Heterocephalus glaber (naked mole-rat), 1858 nucleotides. RefSeq names its product notchless homolog 1 (gene Nle1). Gene Ontology annotation, biological process: ribosomal large subunit assembly; Notch signaling pathway. Gene Ontology annotation, molecular function: protein binding. The record is from RefSeq and is a predicted model, not a curated record. Lineage: Eukaryota; Metazoa; Chordata; Mammalia; Rodentia; Bathyergidae. Gene Ontology annotation, cellular component: nucleolus.
UCUGCCCGUCCGGAACCUUUUUGCUCCACGUGGGGACGCAGGAUGGCGGCGGAGGUGGUGGACGAGGCGGCGGCGCACGACGUGCAGCGGCUGCUGGUGCAGUUCCAGGAUGAGGGCGGGCAGCUGCUAGGCUCCCCUUUCGACGUGCCGGUGGAUAUCACCCCCGAGCGGCUGCAGCUCGUGUGCAACGCGCUGCUGGCGCAGGAGGAUCCCCUGCCCCUGGCGUUCUAUGUCCACGAUGCUGAGAUUGUCUCCUCGCUGGGGAAGACGUUGGAAUCCCAAGCAGUGGAGACAGAGAAGGUCCUAGACAUCAUCUACCAGCCACAGGCUAUCUUCAGGGUCCGGGCCGUGACACGCUGCACCAGCUCCUUAGAGGGUCACAGCGAAGCAGUCAUUUCUGUGGCCUUCAGCCCCACAGGAAAGUACCUGGCCAGUGGCUCUGGGGACACUACUGUUCGCUUCUGGGACCUCAGCACAGAGACACCACAUUUCACAUGCAAGGGACACAGACACUGGGUCCUUAGCAUAUCCUGGUCCCCAGAUGGCAAGAAGCUGGCCUCUGGCUGCAAGAAUGGCCAGAUUCUCCUGUGGGACCCAAGCACAGGGAACCAGGUGGGCAGGACCCUCGCCGGCCACAGCAAGUGGAUCACAGGCCUGAGCUGGGAGCCCCUCCAAGCGAACCCUGAGUGCCGCUACGUGGCCAGCAGCUCCAAGGAUGCCAGUGUGCGAGUCUGGGACACAACUGCAGGCCGCUGUGAGCGCAUCCUCACCGGGCACACACAGUCGGUCACCUGUCUCCGGUGGGGAGGGGAUGGGCUUCUGUACUCUGCCUCCCAGGACCGGACCAUCAAAGUCUGGAGGGCCCAUGAUGGUGUGCUGUGCCGGACUCUUCAAGGCCACGGCCACUGGGUGAACACCAUGGCACUCAGCACUGACUAUGCCCUGCGUACUGGGGCCUUUGAGCCCGCUGAGGCCACAGUUAAUGCCCAAGACCUCCGGGGUUCCUUGCAGGAGCUUAAGGAGAGGGCACUGAGCCGGUACAGCCUUGUGCGGGGCCAGGGCCCGGAGAGGCUCGUGUCUGGCUCUGAUGAUUUCACCUUGUUCCUGUGGGCCCCGGCAGAGGACAAGAAGCCCCUUGCACGCAUGACAGGACAUCAGGCCCUCAUCAACCAGGUGCUCUUCUCUCCCGACUCGCGCAUCGUGGCCAGUGCCUCCUUUGACAAGUCCAUCAAGCUGUGGGAUGGCAGAACAGGCAAGUACCUGGCUUCGCUGCGUGGCCACGUAGCCGCCGUGUACCAGAUUGCGUGGUCAGCCGACAGCCGGCUGCUGGUCAGCGGCAGCAGUGACAGCACGUUGAAGGUGUGGGACGUGAAGGCCCAGAAGCUGGCCACAGACCUGCCAGGCCAUGCAGAUGAGGUCUAUGCUGUCGACUGGAGUCCAGAUGGCCAGCGAGUGGCGAGUGGCGGCAAGGACAAGUGCCUCCGGAUAUGGAGGAGAUGAAAAUUCCCAAAGUUCUUCUGGACCCAGCCUCUUCCAGCUGCCUGGGCCGACAGAGCAAAGGCCGGGGUGGCAGUGGACAUACCUGCCCCACCAUUGGUGGCUUCCAGUCCUGGACAGACCCCCUCGGAGUCUCCCCAUGGGUCCCAUGGCUGUGGCCUGCCCCAGAGGUGGGAUCAGUCAAGAGAAGUUAGCAGUGAAUUCGGCCGUGGGCACCACUGUGCUCCUCACUAGUGGGGCAUGGGGGUGCAGUGCCAGGCUCUGUGGGCUUCCACUGCUGGCCCUGCCUCCUCCUGUGCUCAGGUCAGGCCCCAGGUUCUGUGCCCAAAUAAAUUACUUAUGUUUUGUGUUUGAGUUACAA